Messenger RNA from Debaryomyces fabryi, 2400 nucleotides. RefSeq lists its product as uncharacterized. The record is from RefSeq and is a predicted model, not a curated record. Lineage: Eukaryota; Fungi; Ascomycota; Pichiomycetes; Serinales; Debaryomycetaceae. Bases 1 to 2400 code for a protein of 799 amino acids. Gene Ontology annotation, biological process: N-terminal peptidyl-methionine acetylation. Gene Ontology annotation, molecular function: protein binding; protein-N-terminal amino-acid acetyltransferase activity. The transcript has a single exon. Gene Ontology annotation, cellular component: cytoplasm; NatB complex.
AUGUCCGAUCCUGAUCAAGAUAUCCUAGAUGCCAUUGAGCAAGGUUCAUUCAAAUACGCUCAAUCUCUGCUUUCUAUAAGAUUAAAAAAAUACCCUAAUAACACCUAUUAUGGAGCAUUAAAUUGCUAUUUACUUUUAUCAUCUGGUAAAAUUAACGAAGCCAUUGAUCAGACUCUGAAGCUUCUGGCGAAAGUUCCCAAUGAUCCAAAAACUCUUGGUUUAUUAUACACAAUUUUCAAUAAAGCAGGGCGGCCUAAAGAAGCUAGUCUUGUUUACGAAAAUGCAGUGAAAAAAUACCCUACCCAGUCCAUUAUUUCUAGUUGGUUUGAAACCUCUCUCAAGAACUUUGAUUUAAGAGCUCUUCAAAAAUCUACCAUGAAUCUACAGAAGGUUAACAAAUCAAAUCGUUCAUAUUCAAUAUGGUCAAGUUUAGCUUGUUUGAUUUUAAGUAACAAUUCUGAUGAUUCUAAGGAGAGUUUACUUUUUAAUAAAUUAGGGUUGAAGUUGCUUGAAAACAUUCAACCGUUAGAAACCACACAAGAAGUAUUUGUUUACGUGAAAUUAUUAUACAAUCUAAAAGAGUUUUCAGAAAUUGAGUCUUUUUUACUCAAUUAUAAGUCAGAUCAUGUACUUGAUUUGGAAUUGAAAUUAAUUUACUUGGACAUUUUAAACAUUUUGGAAAAAUGGGAUAGUCUAUAUUCAUAUUCCAAUCAGUUAAUUUUUGAAGAGAAGUUCAACGAUUUUGAUACUUGGAAGUAUUUAAUAAGUUCAUCCUACAAGAAUAACACCCCUCUAUUAGACUUAAGACAAACUAUUACAAGCCACCCCAAAUCAAGAAACUCUGCAUUGGCAUUAGUUGAAAUGGCUGAAGUAUAUAAAGUGUCAAUGGAUGAAUUUGUCUUUGAUUAUUAUAAUCAAUUCAAUCAUAAAUCGUGCUGCUUCAACGACUUGAAGUACUAUUAUAAAGCUUUCAACACAGAAAACUUCAUAAAAUUGAUUGAGGAAUCGUCCACCAAGUUAAAAAGUUCAUCACAGAGAAAUAUUAAUACAUUGAUUGCUUUAGUAAAUAAUCAAAAAUUCAAGUUGUUGUUUGGUAUUAAUGAUGGAAACUUUUACACUGAGAAUUGGGAAAUUUAUGGACAAUUUAAGAAUUUAUUAAAAGUCAAAGAACUGACAGAUUUCUACCCUGCCCAUGAAUUAAUUCUAAUUAAUAUUAUAUUAGAAUUGAAAGAGAACAAUAAAAUUGAAAAUAUCCUCAAGAGUAUUUGUAUAAUAGAAAAGUUAUUGAUAGACGACAAAUGCAAUUUCAAUUUAAAAUUAUGGCAAAUUAAAUUAUAUUCUUAUUUGAAUUGUCAGUCUUUAGCGUUUUUGCAUUAUCAAAAGUUAAAUAUAAAAAUGAUACAACACGAUACCUUAAGUCAUUAUUUGAUCCAGAGAAAUUGCUUCCCUUCGAAGACUAGCUUGAAUUUUCUAAUCAACAUCUACAGGUUUUAUUUAACGGCUGAAUAUGAAGUUAACGACAACAUAAUGCUUGGUUUCCAAAAGGAAAUAUAUAAUAAAUUAGAAAACUUCUUACAAUUUGGUGAAAAAAUGAACAAAUCCAUUAGUAAACACAAUCUAUUAUUGGAGAUUUUAAAAAUAUCUAGAAUUACUAAUGAUAAUAAUUACUAUAAUUAUUUUAGUCAGAAUCUUAGAAGUUAUGAAAUCAGCUUAUUAAAUGAAUCAUUUCAUGUUUCUGAUAACAGAGAUAAGAAAAUACACUGGAAGUUUGGGGUAAAUGAACCUUUACUGGAAGGGCUAUUGGAUUUGGGACCAAAAUACGGCGAGGAAUAUAUGAAAUUGAAUUAUAUUAAAGAGUUAAUUGUCCUUAAUAUCAAUAAUAGCAAUUCUUUGAAGUUUUUCAAAUUGUUCAACAAGUAUAUGAACAACAAUUCUUAUUUGAGCCAAUUAAGCACUUUUGAAAAAUGGCUUUUUAAAGUCUAUCUAAGCGUGUUUAAAUACAUUAAAUUCGACAAUCCAAAAGAAAACGAAUCUAUUGAAAAAUUCUUAAUCAAGAACUUGAAAAUGGAUAAAAUUAAUUCCUUAAUUAAUUCCACUGAAUGCAUAUUAUCAUGGGAGGUAAAUUAUAUUUUGAUUAAUUUAGUUGACUUAUCUAAGAUUCUCAAUCAAUUAAGCAGAUUUGAAUUUUCGAAGAAUUUAAGCUCAAUAAACAAAACGUUAAUUUCUGACUUGAAAUCUUUGAAUUGCAAAAAACUUCAAGUCAAUAAAUUGAAUGAAUUGAAAACUGAAAACUUUCAAUUUGAUGACAAUUUAGAUCUUGAUACAAAUUUCGUGAACGAAACGUUUCAAAUCAUUGAGAAUUCAAUCCACGAGGCCUCAAUUUCUAACCUAAGACUAUAA